Molecule: messenger RNA, 240 nt
Organism: Caenorhabditis elegans
Lineage: Eukaryota; Metazoa; Nematoda; Chromadorea; Rhabditida; Rhabditidae
Gene: T07H3.8
Exons: 4
Coding region: 1-240 (79 amino acids)
Source: RefSeq, marked reviewed
AUGAUACCUUUCAUUCGGCCAUAUAUUUUUCAUUCCCUCGUCCAGCCUUUACCGAAUCAUACUCUAUCCUACCGUUUAUUCUACCCCUGUCAACUAUGUGAUGUGAAAAGUGUAAUAGAGGACCCUGCUCCUGGCGAUGCAGCACCGACAACUUGGACUGAAACUGAUCCCACCAACGACGGCUGCAUCCAAUCGGGCAUUAAAAAGCUCUUUUGGACUGUGACACCUAACUGUAUGUAA